Molecule: messenger RNA, 3756 nt
Organism: Diabrotica virgifera virgifera (western corn rootworm)
Lineage: Eukaryota; Metazoa; Arthropoda; Insecta; Coleoptera; Chrysomelidae
Exons: 3
Coding region: 206-3607 (1133 amino acids)
Molecular function (GO): protein binding
Source: RefSeq, a predicted model, not a curated record
UUCUGGUUUUUAGUUUUUACGUUAGUACUGUUUAAAAAGUUGAGAGUGAUCUGUGCAAUUUUUUAUUUUAAACUUCGCAACAUGCUGCAAUAUCAUAAUAAUUUUAAAUUUUUAUAUUGUGAUUUUUGAUUUCAUCAAUAUCAUUAGUAAAUUCAAUAAGACAUAGACUUGAUACAAAUGACAAAGGUCAAUAAUCGCCGAUUCGAUGGAUCCUGAUAAUGCGGAUGGGUCUAACUUACGGAAGAAGAGCGUUCCGUCAAAGAACAAGCAGACUCGAAAAAUACCAACACAAAAGGCGGUGGGAGAAUAUCCUAAAGGCCCAGUCGCAAAUCUAGGUACUGACUAUGAAUGGAAACUCCAUUGCCUAUUUGCAGUAGCUGCAUUCAAACAUUUUGAUAACUGGAGCUUGGCAAACGAAUACAUAGAGGCUGGCAAAUUCGACGAUUUGGUAUUUAAAAUUAAUGAUCAGUGCUUAUUACUACAGGCAAAAUUUAAGGAAAACAGACAAGUCUCUGAUCAGAAAUUCUGGUCAACCAAUCCAAAAUCUGAUAAUUUUAGUAUUUACAAAUAUAUUCUAUCAUACAAUGACAUUAAAUGGAAGUUAAAAGAUCUUAAGACGAAUGCUAUAGUAUUAUGUACCAAUGCCAAUCUACCAGAUACCACAUUUAACUCUAAAAAAAUUUCUGAAAAUAAUAUAAUAAACAAAAUAUUUGGAAAUCAAGUAGAAAUUGGUAGUAUUAAAGAAGAAAAUCGCAAAAAAUUUGACGAAGUUAAAACUUAUCAAGAAAAUAUAAGCGAUGACGAUAAAGACAAACUUACGUGGCAAAAUAUUUCUCUAAAUCAUAAUGAUAUUGAAGAGUUUAUGUCCAAAUUUGUAGUCAUAAAAGUAAGUAUAGAACAAAUUGAUAAACAAAUUUCUAACCUCAUUAUGAGCAUGGAGAAAACAAACCCUUCGUUAAAAAAUUUGUAUAUAAUAAAUCAUAUUCACUACUGGCGAAAUUUGCCCUCUAAACAUUCCAUUUAUAUGACGAAAAAUUAUAUGAGAUAUAUUUGGUAUAGAGAGGAAAAUGAUAGAAGUAUUCAAAAGUUUUUGAAUUACGAAAUCUCUUUUUUAAAUCCCUAUCAAUUCUCACUUUCCAUUAAUUUAAUCAAAGCUGAACACAAUUUGGAUUUAUAUUUAGCUAAAAUAGUUAACAGUAUAAAAUUGAUAUAUAAGAAACAGGACAAACCCGAUGAAAUGUUCUUCAAAGAAGUACUAUUUCUAGCUUUACAGAGUGAUUACAAAACGAUCGAAAAUACAAUGGAAUGUUUUGAAAUAAAAAACGUUAAAUAUUUAGUUGUUUCUUUUUUGGAAAUGGACGAGAAUCAAAGUAAAGAAAUAUAUAAAAAAAUAUCGAGAAUAUUAGACACUAAUAAACAAAAGAAAGUUAUCAUUGUUGCAAAAGAUUUCGGAUUUCAAGAUACUAACGUUGAAAACGAUCAAAUCCGCUUGAACUUAUUCGAUGAAAUGACAAAAGAAAUAGUGUAUAACACGAUUAUAGAAUUUCAAGGUGAAGCUGUAACAUUGAAACAUUUGUUAAAUAAUUGUAAGAUGGCAAAUUUAAUGGAUGGUUGUAAGUCGUUAGAUAUCAUGGAUAAGUCUUAUAUUUCUUCUUUGGUUAAAUCUGCAGGAGAAUCAUUUGAUUUAAAUAAAGAUUCGUACGAAGAACUAGUAGAGUCUAUUAAAAAUAAGUUAUCCAAGGAUGACUCAGACUUGAGAAAUACAACAAUUUUAGAAUUCCAAGGUCAGCAGAUUGUACUAGAUGAUAUAGUAACAAUUUGCAAGAUAGAACAUAUAACUGACGAAUUAUUUAUUUCGAAAUUAAUUAACAAGGAACCUUUAUCUUUAGGAAAAUCUUCAAUACCUUCCAUAACAUCAGAAAAAUAUUAUGUGCCUCGACUUUUGAGUAUGGAUUUUCAGAAUUUAUUUUCUGAAGAAUUUUUACUCAAUGAACUAAAAACGAUUAAUAAAAAAGUAGCUGUACUUACUGGCCCUCUAGGGGCUGGCAAAACAACUCUUUUAGAAAAUAUAAUAUUAUCGAGAAAGUUGAAAGAUCAGAAUUGUUCCCGACUAACAUGGGUAAUAAAUAUAGAAUUAUCAAGAGCAGCAGAGUAUCUACAAAAUAAAUAUUUUAGUCACAGUCUUGUAGGUUUGUUAAGCUAUAGUGAAGACACCAGAGGUAAUUUUGAUAUACAGGCUUUAAAAUCUAUCGAAAAGAUUGUUGUUAUCGAUGGAAUAGAUGAGAAUAAUUCAGAGUACAUCUAUCAAGUGCAAGAUUUGAUUGAAGAUUGCUCUGACUUAGAGAAUCUUAACAUUUUAUUAGUAAUAAUGGCGUGCAGGAACUACGACUUUAUCUUAAAAAAAUUUCAAAAUAACCCUGACGUGGAAACAGUUGUGAUAGAGCCGUUUAAUGAACAAUAUCAAGAGAUUUUUUUUGAAAAGUACGUUACAUUUAAAAACGCAACUAGCGUACAGAAAACAAAAGAUGUGUUUCGUCAUUUAAAAGCACAAGCACCUGGAAUUAAAAAAUUUUGUUCAACUCCAUUUGCGUUGAGAUUAUUAAUCGAUAUAUUACUAAACAACGAGGAUCAUGUAGAACAUAUAUCCAAAAUAUUUUCUAAAUCGUUAAGUGUAUAUGAAUUUUAUAAGCUAUUUUUAGAAGAGAAGAAAAAAACUUUUGUUCAACAACAAAAAUGUGACCGUGGUGUCAUAAACAGUAUUGUUGUAACAGAUGCUUUUGGUGCUUACUUAACAAAAACAAGAAAGUUUGCUGCUAGUAAGAGCCUUCCACGAGAAUUACAAGAACUUUUCAAUAUUGAUAUAUCCCCCUCCAUAAAUACAUCGAUGCUUUCAAUUGGAAUAUUCGAAGAAGGACACGGAGAAUUUAAAUUUAUUCACAAAAGUUUCGAAGAAUACUUCGCUGCCGAAUACAUUUGUAAUUUUCUCAGUCAUAAACGUAUUAGCGACUCUAUACUUUUAGCUCUUCUUAACAAACUUUUCCUUAAUUCACAGUAUGCUGGUGUAUCUGGAUUCUUUGAAGAAAUUCUCGACAUCAAAAUAUCAGAUAUAAUUUUCAGUAAGAUUAGUAAAAAGUUUGGUCGGGUACUUAGUGAACAAAAAUGGCUAGAAAGUAUAUCACUUUUAGUAUUUCAAGGCUAUUUUAAUAUUGUCAAAUUUGUAUUUCACGAAUACGAUGAUUUUUCCAAAGUGAUUAAUCGUAGAGGUUUUUCUGGUGAAACGGCAUUGCACCUAUCUGCUCACUAUCCACAUCUUGUGAAGUACUUAGUUGAAAAAGGAGCUGAAAUAAACUGCGUUGAUGAGACUGGACUGACCGUAUUUCACUACAUCAUAAUGAUGUGCUGGGACUCAGAGAAAUACAAAAAAUAUUUUAAUAUGGUCUUUGAGAAAAUGAGAUAUCGCGAGAAUUUUAAAUCAAUAACGUUUUUUGAUGAGUACUUUAAACUUAUACGAAGGGAUCAGCAAAAAGGAAUUCGGUGUAAGGUAGAAUAUGAUAUUAUUCUAGAUUUGAUUGAUUAUUUGAAAUAUCAUGGAUUGAAAAAUGAAUAACCAUUUUCAAUUUCGUUGCAAAACGAAAAUACAGCCGAACCAUAUUCCAGUCCAAUCAGAGAGUGCUGCAAGCACCUCUACCGGUUUCGAAACUUAUUAGUCUCUCAUCAGGAGGCACAUAUGCUGCUCUCCCUGAUCCAACCAAAACA